Molecule: messenger RNA, 1320 nt
Organism: Emys orbicularis (European pond turtle)
Lineage: Eukaryota; Metazoa; Chordata; Testudines; Emydidae
Product: zinc finger protein 569-like
Exons: 3
Coding region: 1-1320 (439 amino acids)
Biological process (GO): regulation of DNA-templated transcription
Source: RefSeq, a predicted model, not a curated record
AUGUCCACCGAAGGGUUUCCAGUUUCCAAACCCUAUGUGAUCUCCCAGCUGGAAGGAGGGGAAGAGCCAUGGGUCCCAGAUCUGCAGGGUUCAGAGGAAAGCGAGAUCCUGAGAAGUCCCUGCACAACAGGUGAUGGGGUGGUGAAGGAGAACGAGGAGCAGAAUCCUCACCAGGAAGAUGCUGAGCUAGCCGAAGCGCAUGGGGCAUUACUGCGAAGAUCCAAAGGGAAUGUGUCCAGGUGCCAUGAGCCAGGAAAAGCUGGUGAAAGUUACCACAGACCAGAGAGAGAGCAGGGAAACCAGUCAGUGGAGAAAGUGUAUCAACCCUUUAAUUAUCAGGGAACUCACAAGGACCUCAAGGAAACUACAUCCCAGGAGAAAAUCCUCUGGGAAAAGAGAGAGAAUACAUGCAGUGAGUGUGGGAAAAACUUCAAAUACCACUCAGCCCUUAUUCGACAUGAGAUAAUCCACACGAAAGAGAGACCCUACGAAUGCAGUGAGUGUGGGAAAAGCUUCACUCAGAGCUCAGCCCUUGUUAGACAUCAGCGAAUACACAGAGGAGACAGACCCUAUGAAUGCUGUGAGUGCAGGAAAAGCUUCACUCAGAGAUAUACCCUUAUCUCUCAUCAGAGAAUCCACACGGGAGAGCGACCCUAUGAAUGCUGCAAGUGCAGGAAAAGCUUCACUCAGAGAUCAGCCCUUAUCUCUCAUCUGACAAUCCACAUGGGAGAGCGACCCUACGAAUGCUGCGAGUGUGGUAAAAGCUUCACUCAGAGCUCAAACCUUACUACGCAUCAGAGGAUCCACACAGGAGAGAGACCCUAUGAAUGCAGUGACUGCAGGAAAAGUUUCAGUCACCUCUCCUCCCUUAUCUCUCAUCAGAGAGUCCACACAGGAGAGCGACCCUACGAAUGUUGCGAGUGCGGGAAAAGCUUCACUCGGAGCUCAAACCUUACUACGCAUCAGAGGAUCCACACAGGAGAAAGACCCUAUGAAUGCAGUGAGUGCGGGAAAAGCUUCACUGACCUCUCCUCCCUUAUCUCUCAUCAGAGAGUCCACACGGGAGAGAAACCCUAUGAAUGUUGUGAGUGCGGGAAAGGCUUCUCUCAGAGUUCAGCCCUUAUUACACAUCACAGAAUCCACACGGGAGAGAAACCCUAUGAAUGUUGUGAGUGUGCAAAAAGCUUCAAUCAUAGCUCAGCCCUUAUCUCUCAUCAGAGAAUCCACACAGGAGAGCGACCCUACAAAUGCUGCGAGUGCGGGAAAAGCUUCACUCGGAGCUCAAACCUUACUACGCAUCAGAGGAUCCACACAGGAUAG